Anarrhichthys ocellatus (wolf-eel) is the source of this 2840-nucleotide messenger RNA. It is a transcript of the gene pmm2, whose product is annotated as phosphomannomutase 2. NCBI's taxonomy places the organism in Eukaryota, Metazoa, Chordata, Actinopteri, Perciformes, Anarhichadidae. Gene Ontology annotation, cellular component: cytosol. Gene Ontology annotation, biological process: GDP-mannose biosynthetic process; protein N-linked glycosylation; mannose metabolic process. The transcript is spliced from 7 exons. The record is from RefSeq and is a predicted model, not a curated record. Gene Ontology annotation, molecular function: phosphomannomutase activity. Bases 699 to 1358 code for a protein of 219 amino acids.
UAAAAAAACUGCGUUAACGCACGAUAAAAUAAUUGUCGGCGUUAAUGCAUUACUAUCGUAUUAAUUAAUUAACUUGCCCAGCUAGUAUGUAUACAUGAUGAACUUAGUCUGCGUUAUUGCAUUUUGUAGUCCCAUUUGGCCACUUGUUAGCAUUCGUCUUUUUAAAACAUGUAAAAUCUUCAAAAUUCACAAAUGGGGUGUUUACUGAUGUCUUUUAUACCGUAGAACAAAACUUUGAAAUCUCCUAAGCUUGUGUAAACCACAGAACCUAUUCCAGGCAUCUAAUAAAAUUCCCAUAUUAAAAAAAUAAAAAACCAAAAAAAAAAAUAAACUGACUAUGAGAGGAGGGAACAAAAAAUUAAAUCUGCUAAGAGUGCAGAAGUAAGUGCAGAAGUAUUUACUGUCAAACCAUUGGGUGGAGCUGGUCAUGUGUCAUCUUUGGUAGGACUCCCCUGAUGUUUUCCAUUCUCACAGUUCACUUGCUAGUCCUGAUCGUAUUUCAACCUGAAUAGUUCUCGCUGUUAGAAAGUCCAUAACCCAGUUGAAAACCUUCCCUACUGAAAUACAGGCAGAUUUUUAAUUUAGAAAAAUAGUCUGGUACUCAAUGUUGUGCAAAAGCUGGAGACUGUUGUGAUUGUGACUGAUGACUUCUAUACAGUAUAUAAGUGUUGUGUGUUUUUCAGCGUGUGACUCCAAACAUGGCAGAGUUCCUCGAGAAGCUCAGGACUCGAGUUGGAGUCGGAGUGGUAGGAGGGUCGGACCUUUGUAAGAUCAAAGAGCAGCUGGGAAAUGAUGUGAUCCAGAAAGUGGACUACGUGUUUGCUGAGAACGGUCUUGUGGCCUAUAAGGAUGGACAGUUACUCUCUAUCCAGUCCAUCCAGGCCCAUAUGGGAGAAGAGCUACUCCAAGAUUUCAUUAACUUCUGUCUCAACUACAUGGCCAAGAUCAAACUGCCUAAGAAGAGGGGGACAUUCAUUGAAUUUCGUAACGGCAUGUUGAACAUCUCCCCCAUUGGACGCAGCUGUACACAAGAAGAGAGGAUUGAGUUCUACGAGCUAGAUCAGAAAGAGAAAAUCCGAGAGAAAUUUGUGUCCAUAUUAAAGGAAGAGUUCAAAGGAAAAGGAUUGUCAUUUUCAAUCGGGGGCCAGAUCAGCUUUGAUGUGUUUCCUGAUGGUUGGGAUAAGAGAUUCUGUCUGGGUUUUGUUGAGGACAACUACUCAACCAUUCACUUCUUUGGAGACAAGACCAAACCGGGAGGAAACGACUAUGAGAUCUUCAGCGAUCCUCGGACCAUCGGCCAUGAGGUCUCCUAUCCAGAGGAAACGCAACAAAUUUGUCAGCAGCUUUUCUUCUCAUGAGAGAGAAGCAGCAACUGUCACUCUCUGCCAAAACAGGCUUCUAUUCAAGGUCUUAUUUAUCUGUCAAGACCCUAUCUUGAGGCGUGACCACAAAAAUGAUCGAUUGAAUUCAGAAAGAGCCAGUCUUGGUGUCUUUGGUAAUGUCAGGAAGGAGAGGGAAGACUCACUGACUAAUGAGAGAAAGGGAUUUCUGGGUAUUUUUGGUUGGAUAUUAUAUGAGAACUGUCACGACUUCAAAUAUGAUGUAAUGGGUUAAAAUGUAUUGCUUAAUUUUUUAAUGAGAUGGAGUUUUUUUCAGUUGCUGAAUUGUUACAUUGAUACUGAAGACCAGCAUAUUUUAAUCAUCCAACUGCAAGCCAAACCUUGAGAAAUGAAAGCCCUUAGCCCUUAGCCAUGAACACAUUUAGAUAUAUGACAAAUAAGACAUGAUAUUUCAUAUUUGUCAAAUCCAUGUAUGCAGGAAACGGAUCAACUUUUUCCCACUGACUAUUCGCCAGUCGGUUCCUUCUCAUUUUGUGACACUAUGAUGAACCAAUAAAACUGAAAGUGAUUCCAUUGUUCUGACAAUUCAAAAGCCUUGUCGGGUUUUGUUAUUUGAAGCUGCCCUUCAUGUAAUUUUGAAUAAUACGUCUGAGCCAGUGUGUUGCAUUUCUUUCCCUUUAACAGGUCAUAUAUUGAUAAAUCAUUUACAUCAAUUGAUACAGAACACACACACACCACAGGGAACAGUGAAAUGUUCCAGUUGAAAAGGAGAGGGGAUCCUAUAGCUCACUAGAUUGAGUCAGUGUUCUCUCAUCCACAGCAGCAUGGUGACAUUUAUCCUCACACACUUUGAUCUUAUCAUAUCUGCAUGUUGGUACACCUGUCGGAACCUAUUCUACUUCUGUUUUUUCCCCCCAACUGAGUGCAGCUGUAUAAGCCAAGCUUUAAAAAGGAAAUCUAAAAAAAGAUUUGAACAAUAAAGGAGGGCAAAAACUUUUCUUAUUUUUUUCAUUUGGCUGUAUGAAUGUCAUGUGGAAACACAGUUUUCUUAAAACCGGUGGUCUGUCUACCCACAUUGAGGGAACACAUGGAGCCAGUCAUGUUCAGUGGGUUUUCAGCCAACUUUACAAUGAACUAACCAAUCCAAACACUGUAUAUGGUUGUUAACAUAUGGAAUCACACAGGCAGUGUAGAGAACAUGAAAAGUUGUGUUUAAAUCUCUUUUUGCUGUUGGUACUUUACCUAAAUGGGAAUGUAAAAAGUUACAGGGCAUUUCACAACUUCAGAGUUUACAGUUUGUGUCCUGAAGCACGCAUCAUUCAAACAGUCUACUGUAUAUGAUGAUGUUUGAAAAAUCUGUCAUAUGAUUUCACUGGAUUGCAUGAUGAUUUUCAACUGAAGGAUUUAGUUGGGCUGAGGAUGUAUAUUAUAACAUCACUGCGGAUAGAAUGAUGACGGUGCACACCAACUAGUAAAUAAAUGGCUUUAAAUAAACAUUCA